Messenger RNA from Anisakis simplex (herring worm), 582 nucleotides. Lineage: Eukaryota; Metazoa; Nematoda; Chromadorea; Rhabditida; Anisakidae. The record is from the annotation of a GenBank genome assembly.
AUGCAAAGUGAACACUUGAAUGGUUUGCAGUUACUAACAUUCACAAGUGGUCUACUACCGUUCGAUAUCGCCGAGAAAAGUUUUACAUUGGCUGACAGAAAUGGGGAUGGUCUUCUGAACGAAUAUGAGACACAGCAGGCGUCCAAAAUCGGCAAUGAACUCACCCGAAAUCGACUUCAGGAGGUUAUCACUGAAGCGGACAAAAGCGCCGACGGUCUUAUAGAAUUGAACCGAGCCAAGAUGUUGGCUCAACGACUCGGUAGUCUGAGUGUUCAAAACGAUUCAAUGGCGACAGCCGAUCGAAAUGAUCUCAAAUCUAAUGAUAUUGAACGAGUGCUGAACACGAAUUCGAACCGUCGGUCACUAGACUCCAUUUUCGGACACUUCGACGAAGAGUCAGACGGCAGUUGGAAUCGAGAUGAGAUCGAAAAAUUCUUGCAUGUGAUGUGCAUCGAUAAGAAGCAAUGGUUGAGGGCGCUCAAAGAUGCGCAUUUUGACAAUAAUACUCUUUGCGAGCUGACAAUUGAUGAUUUACAACGUAUAUUGCAAGAGUACGAUCCAGAACGACAAUUCUUUACUUGA